CCAGACACUGAGAAUGAUAAAGAAACACCAGAAUUUAGAGGAUGAACAUUAUUUCUUAUUUAUGAGCAUUAUCCAAUUAAUAUUCAAACAAUGGCCAGAAAUGAAUAAAACAGAGACAAAGAGGGGAAACCGUGGCCAAUGACUGUUUAUGGAUUAGGUUUUUCGGUAUCACCCUCACAGAAUCAAUCCCCAAUUUCUCAUUCUUCUUCACCGUCAAUUCUUCGUUGGAUCAUCGCCCGCCAUCACGUGCCACUUCUGCACCACCAACGUUCUCCACUGAGCCGUCAUCUAGCUGGUCAUCUUCAACAGAGCUCACCCCCAUCGUUGAAUUUUGAAGUCGCCUCUGCUAUUCACCUUCGCCGGAACAGACAUCUCCGAUAUCGCCUCUGGAUUUCCUUCCUAUGUCGAACUCGCUGUGAUGGUAGAGAACUAGUUUCGCCACUACCGGAGCCCCAUCGGAUUCCAUCGUCAACUCUCUCCAAUGUUCGUCCCUCCUCUGUGUCAGCCAUCAUAAGGGUUAGCAAGGAGAACCAAGGCUGUUUCAGCCAGUGUUCACGGCAAUCACCCUAUCUCUCUUUUUGGAAUCAUGGCUGGAAUGAUUGGUCCUGAUAAUAUUCUUGUUUCACUGAUUUCUCUUUCGAUGUGGGUUUGAAUUGUUGACGUCCUGUAUGUGCCUAUGGAGUUUGGGGAGAAACAGUUUUGGUGGAGUCUCAAGGAAUUGGUGUUUUCGGUUGAUGAUCGGAGGAAUUGGGGUUCAUUUGUUCAUGUAAAUUAAUUUUUACGGUUAUUGUGUCAUCUGUGUGAUUCUAGUUUUGUCUAUCUGUUUGAUCCCUUGGGGAGGCUCUGUUUAUUUGUUUAA
Vigna unguiculata (cowpea) is the source of this 859-nucleotide messenger RNA. NCBI's taxonomy places the organism in Eukaryota, Viridiplantae, Streptophyta, Magnoliopsida, Fabales, Fabaceae. The record is from RefSeq and is a predicted model, not a curated record.